Molecule: messenger RNA, 612 nt
Organism: Venustampulla echinocandica
Lineage: Eukaryota; Fungi; Ascomycota; Leotiomycetes; Helotiales; Pleuroascaceae
Product: Vacuolar ATP synthase subunit E
Exons: 2
Coding region: 1-612 (203 amino acids)
Biological process (GO): proton transmembrane transport
Cellular component (GO): proton-transporting two-sector ATPase complex, catalytic domain
Molecular function (GO): proton-transporting ATPase activity, rotational mechanism
Source: RefSeq, a predicted model, not a curated record
AUGGAAAAGGGCCGCGAGAUCGAAAUCAAAGCGGAUGAAGAAUUCGCCAUUGAGAAAUCUAAGCUCGUCCGUCAAGAAACCUCCGCCAUCGAUACCACCUACGAGAAGAAAUUCAAAUCCGCCCAGAUGUCACAGCAAAUCACACACUCGACGCUGGCCAACAAGACGCGGCUGAAAGUCCUGAGCGCGAGACAGGAGCUACUUGAUGCGAUUUUCGAGGAUGCACAGAAGAAACUGGGGGACGUGACGAAGGAUAAGGGGAAGUAUACGGUGGUGCUUAAGAAUCUCAUGCUGGAGGCCUUCUAUGCGCUGAACGAGCCAAAGGUCCUGGUUCGGGGCCGGAAGAAGGAUUAUGACUUGAUUAAGAAGGCUAUUGAGAAGGCGCGCGCCGAGUAUAAGGAGAAGAUGGGGAAGGGUAUUGAGGCGGAUAUCGAUGAGGCGAAUCCGCUGCCAGAGGGAGGUGCUGGUGGUUUGUCGAUUGUGGAUGGCGGGGGAAAGAUUGAUAUCAACAAUACUUUCGAGCAGCGACUGGAGUUGCUGGAAGAUACUGCGCUGCCAUCGAUACGGACAACUUUGUUUGGAAAGAACGAGAAUAGGAGAUUCUAUGACUAA